Durio zibethinus is the source of this 1195-nucleotide messenger RNA. RefSeq names its product phytanoyl-CoA dioxygenase. Gene Ontology annotation, molecular function: phytanoyl-CoA dioxygenase activity. The record is from RefSeq and is a predicted model, not a curated record. Lineage: Eukaryota; Viridiplantae; Streptophyta; Magnoliopsida; Malvales; Malvaceae.
UAUUUAUCGGAUUUAAAUAUAUUUCUCAAAUACGAAAAGAUCCAAAUUUUCCUAUUUCAACGCUUUUUACUUGAUAAAACUUUUCAGAAUCCUCCCCUGUUUCAGCCAAAAGCCACCGCCAUGGGAAUCGUUGGAAAUCUCAAUACGCAACAGUUCCAAUCUUUCAACUCUCAAGGUUUUCUUGUAAUGGAGUCAUUUGCGAGUCCCGAAGAAAUUGAAGCUAUGAGGAAGAGAAUGGACGAAUUGCUUCAGGACUUUGACCCCACCACCACCGCUUCUAUUUUCUCCACCAAAAAUCAGAUACAGUUGACCAGUGAAUACUUCUACGAAAGUGCUGAAAAGAUUUCUUUUUUCUUUGAAGAAAAAGCAUUUGACGAUAACAGAAACUUAAAGCAAUCAAAGGAACUUUCUAUCAAUAAAGUUGGGCAUGCAUUACAUGAGAUUGACCCAGUUUUCAAAGAAUUCUCUUGCUCUGAGAAAGUUUCGAGUUUGCUGUUCUCCUUAGGUUACAAGAGGCCAGUGAUCAUUCAGUCAAUGUAUAUUUUUAAGCAACCAGGUAUAGGAGGUGAAGUAAGUCCUCACCAGGACAACUCAUUUCUUUACACUGAGCCAAAAACUUGCACUGGGCUAUGGCUUGCUCUAGAAGAUGCAACAGUCGUAAACGGCUGCCUUUGGGCCAUUCCUGAAUCUCAAAAAAAUGGCCUUGUUAGAAGGUUCAUUAGGGGUGAAGAUGGAGUUUACUUUGACCGGCCUUCUCCAUCCUAUGACCAGAAAGAUUUUGUGCCUAUUGAAGUGAAAGCUGGAUCUUUGGUUGUAAUUCAUGGUGAUCUUAUUCAUCAAAGUUUUGAAAAUCAAUCUCCAAAUUCACGGCAUGCAUACAGCUGGCAUGUGGUAGAUACUGAUGGCUGCAAGUGGGCUGAAGAUAAUUGGAUCAAAAGAAAAGUGGAGCCAGAGCCCCUCUAUGCUUCUUGAUCAGACCUGAGAGUUCAUCCCCGGUAGUUGCCUGGAGCGUUCAUGUACGUGUCUAAGCAAAAUUAUUUAUGCUCAGUGGCAAUGUGUAUCAUGGGAUUGUGCUCACCGUGUACUAUAUACUGAAAAACCAAAAUGGCUGGCCAUUUUAAUGUUCCUUCACCGACAUUCCGUUGUAUAUUGACCUCUCAACAAUAUAAUAAUACAUCUGCAUACAUUACUUCAC